Molecule: messenger RNA, 3027 nt
Organism: Eutrema salsugineum
Lineage: Eukaryota; Viridiplantae; Streptophyta; Magnoliopsida; Brassicales; Brassicaceae
Exons: 8
Coding region: 1-3027 (1008 amino acids)
Molecular function (GO): catalytic activity
Source: RefSeq, a predicted model, not a curated record
AUGGAGGAGGAGGAGGGUGAGAUUCCUUCUGAGAUUGAAGGGGAAACUGUAGUCGCGGCUGGUGAUAUUCUUAGGGUGUGUGACAACAAGGUUGCAGGGGAAAUGCAAAGUAAUGGGGCUGAAGCAUUGAAUGCAGAAGCUCCAGUAGAGAGUCAUCGACCAACACUCACGCGAGCUGCCAAGUCUGCUCAUAGAUACCUUGCUACUCCAGCUGAUCCAAGACUAAAUCCAGUUGUAAGAGAUUGGGUUAAGGGAAAUGGAUUUGGAUUUGGCUGCAUUUUGGAGACUCGUGUGACAGAAUGUAAGAGCCAAAAGAUUGUUUCUUCUGUGUUCCCGGGCUGGUCGUUUGUCUCCAAUUAUGAAUACAAUCGGCUAGGCCGGAUUUGGUUUGUGUGGAGUAAAGAUGUGAAGGUAGAGGAGCAGGAUGAAGAAAUUGUUUGUAGUGCUGUCUAUGCGUUUAACCUGGAAUCAGAGAGGGCGAGUUUGUGGAAAGAAAUUCAGGGUCUGCACUCUGCAGUAUGUAAGAAUAAGAGGUGGGUGAUUUGUGGGGAUUUCAAUGAGGUGUUAGCCAGUGAGGACCACUCCCUGGGCUGUGCGUCUGCUACAGAUACGACGGGAUCAAGAGAUUUUCGUGAAACAAUCAGGCAAUGCAACUUGAUAGACAUGGGUUACCAUGGUCCAUGGUUCACAUGGUGCAAUAAGAGGCAAGAGGGACUGAUACACAAAAAACUGGAUCGAGUUUUAGUCAAUGAAGUGUGGCUUCUCAACCACCCCUAUUCAUACUCCGUUUUCGAAGCAGGGGGUAUCUCGGAUCAUCUUCGAGGGAGAUUUUAUUUGUCUUGCAAAGAACAGAGGAUCAAGAGGCCUUUUAGAUUUCUCAACGCUCUUACAAAGAUGCCAGAAUUCUUGCCAGCGAUGGAGGAGUACUGGGGGAAUUCGCAAGCCCUGUUUGGCGACUUAUCUAAGCGAACAAAAGAAGCCUUUGACGAUCUUUGCGUAAAACAAGAGGAUAAUGCAGUGAAUCCCACUUCGGAGGGUUUAGCAGAGGAAUCCGCUGCGUUGUCGAAAUGGGAACACUUAUAUGAGUUGGAAGAAGCUUAUCUCAAGCAAAAAUCUAAACUGCACUGGAUGAAUGUUGGAGACAAGAGUAAUAAGAUCUUUUUUCGUGCAGUGUGCAUUAGAGAAUCCCAAAACCUGAUUAAGGAGAUCAUUGAUAAAGAUGGAGCAAAUUUAAAAGAACCAGCAGAUAUCAAAGCAGAGGCUUUAAUAAGGGAUGUUUCCGAAGCAGAGGUUAGGCAGGUGUUAUUCAAAAUGCCAAACAACAAGUCGCCGGGGCGAGAUGGAUUCACAACGGAGUUCUUCAAGAGUUCUUGGAGUAUCGUGGGGAAUGAUGUAGUGAUCGCGGUCAAAUCCUUCUUUAGAUUGGGGUUUUUGCCAAAGGGAGAUUAUCAUAAAAGCACUGGUCCGCCUCGCUGCUCUAUGAUGAUUGAUAUUGCUAAGGUGUUUGACUCGGCAGCUGCGGAAAAUCGUUUUGGUUAUCAUACGAGAUGCUCCACUCUGAAACUAACACAUUUGUGCUUUGCAGGCGAUAUCAUGGUUUUUUUGGAUGGGAAGGAGAGAUCAGUGGAAGGGAUUGUUGAUGUUUUUGAGCGGUUCGCAAGGUUUUCGGGAUUGCGCAUAAGUCUGGAGAAGUCUACAAUUUUCAUGUCUGGUGUACCUGAAACCACCUGUGCCUCUAUUAUCAAUCAUUUCCAAUUUGGUUUGGGAGAGCUGCCAGUUCGAUAUCUUGGGUUACCUUUGAUGACGAAAAAGAUGACUCGAGCUGAUUACGCACCGUUGGUUGAGAGGAUUAGACGUUGUUUUGGUUCUUGGACGGUGCGGCAUAUAUCAUUUGCGGGAAGAUUACAGUUGCUCGUCUCUGUUAUAUCGGGUUUAACGAACUUCUGGAUGAGUGCUUUUUACCUUCCGCGGAGCUGCAUCAAGGAGGUGGAAUCGCUAUGCAGUGCAUUCCUUUGGUCGGGUCCUACGCUCAGUCAUCGGAAAGCAAAGGUCUGUUGGGUUGAUGUGUGCAAACCGAAAAUUGAAGGGGGACUGGGUCUUAGAUCUUUGUGUGAGGUUAAUACAGCCUCAUGGAUUUGGAAGCGAAUGCUUAAAAUGAGGGAUUUGGCUAAAGAUUUUCACGCUAUAGAGGUUAACAACGGUGAGACAACGGCGUUUUGGCACGAUAACUGGUGCUCCAUGGGUCGACUAACCGAUGCUGUAGGGAUGCAGGGCUGCCUUCGUUUUGGUGUUCCAUCGCAGUCAACUUUGGCUGAUGUUUGGAGGAUACAUCGAUGGAAACGUCACCGUACCAUCAUUUUGAACCAGAUAGAAGAUGAGGUUGCAGAGUCUAAGGCUAAAAGGAAACUGCGAGAGGAUCAAGCUCUCUGGCGUGGAAGAAAGGAUGCCUACUCUUCUCGGUUUAUCUCCAAACAUACCUGGAAUAACAUCAGAGUAGAGGGAACUAGGAAGGCUUGGAGCUAUCUCGUAUGGUUCCAAAAUGCCACACCGAAAUUCGCAUUCAUCACCUGGUUAGCAAUGCGAAAUCGACUAUCUACUGGGGAGUGUAAGGUACAGUGGGGUCAAGGAAUAUCAUCUGCUUGUAUCUUUUGUGGGGAUCCGAUGGAAACCAUACCACACCUUUUUUUCGAUUGCGAUUACUCGAAGCUGAUCUGGAGCAAGCUGGUGCAGGGAUUACUUCACAGGAACUAUACAUAUGUCUGGACAGAUUUAGUGAAUUUGCUUGUUUUGAGGAAUCUCAGUCGUACAGAGCUGUUUCUUGCGAGAUAUACAUUCCAAGCACCGCUGACCUUCAUAUGGCGAGAGAGGAAUGCACGACGCCAUGGAGGAAUUCCGACUCCUGCUGCAGUUUUAAUCUCCAAGCUAGAUAGAGUAAUCAGAAAUCGCCUGAGCUCCCUGCAUAUGGAAGGCGACUACAGAUAUAGAGAUGGUCUCGAGCUCUGGUUUGGAUCGAGACUACCGCCAUAA